AAAAAAUUUACUUUCAUGCGCAGUUUACUAGCCUUUGGUAUAGUCUGGGUAAUUACCUUCUAACUGAAAAAAAAGCCCACAAAAUCACGCUGAAAAUUCUUAGAGAUUAUGAAAAUGGAAUUUCUUUUCCUUGGUAUCCCACUUGAAAAUUGUCAUGUUUCAGUACCUCUUCUAGUCUUUUCCUGAAACUGAGCACUGUGGUCACAUUAUAAACCACUGCAUGCCCAUAUGUGUACCUGAGACUAGGAAGGUCCAAGAAGCUCAUGAUACCAAAAUGCUUUUGAGUGUUUUCAGUGGUUUUGGUAGUAACAUCAAUGUGUGCCACAUCUGACUUAGGGCAGCUGGGAGUGCAUUCUGUUGCAGUGUGUAUUUCCUAGUUCAAGAUAUGCUUAUGGUGCUUUUUUAAAUUUGAUUUUGAUCUAAACACAAAGUAUACUUUAUAUUGCAUUUCCCUGGCACAGACUGUGCAGCAGACAGUAUUUAAUUUCCUGCCUGGUACAAAAAAGUAAUAAGUUUGAUAUCAAAAAUGUAUUUUGUGUAUGCCUGUCAGGUCACGUCCUUUCACUUAAAAAGCAAUAUAACUACUUUUGUUGUUAAAUAGAUCUUCUUUUCUGCUGAAUAUGUUAUUCAGGAUCCAAAGCACCCUGGCCUGUAACCUGAUCUUCCUUUGUAGCUGCAGGGGCCCUUGCAAAGCUAACACGAGGACUGAAAGAUGAAUCAAUGGCCUAUAUCUACCAUUGCCAAAACCAUUAUUUUUGCCCAAUUGGUUUUGAAGCAACCCCAGUAAAAGCUAGUAAAGCCUAUAGGUUGCUGGAUUUGGACUCGGGAGACCUGGGUUCAGUUCCUAGUUCAACCACAGACUUCCAGUGUGACUUUAGAGGCCGUGUCUUGCAGCAGGAAGUAGAGUAUUGGAUCUUAAUUGGAGAGCCCAGCAGAAAGCAUCCAACAAUACACUGUAAAAGGUGGACAGAUAUUGUCACUGACCUAAACACUCAAAAUCCAGAAUAUCUAGAUAUUCGACACCUAGAGAGAGGAUUACAACAUCGAAAAACUAAGAAGGUUGGAGGAAAUCUUCACUGCAUCAUUGCCUUUCAGAGACUUAACUGGCAAAGGUUUGGUCCUUGGAAUUUUCCAUUUGGAAAUGUUAGACAGAAUAAACAAUCCCAAACACAAGGACAAGGAAUUUCCAAAUCUGAGAGUGAAGACAAUAUAUCUAAAAAACAACACGGACGACUGGGUCGAUCUUUUAGUGCUAGCUUUCAUCAAGAUUCUAUGUGGAAGAAAUCUAAUCUUCGGGAGAGGAGGAACAGUGGGUAUCAGAGUUAUAAUGAUUAUGAUGGAAAUGAUUAAAAUUAACUUUAGAUGAUAGAGUUGAUAUAUUAAAGUUAGUUUUAAUCAAAACAUAUUAGGGAUUUAUUAGUCCUAGAACACAUAAGAAUAGAAAUUAUGGUAUAAGAUACAGCUUCAUUAUUAUUAAAUAAAUAUGUUGAUAUGGUUGCAAUAGAUGAUGUCUGAUGUAUAAAGUGACAGAUAAGCACAGAUUGUUGUAAUUUUGCAAUCAAAGGUGAAUAUGAUAGCAAAAUUGAUAAUUUCUUUUGAAAUAAUUGUACUAUGUCCUGAUCUGUGGAAACAAAAGAGCAGGUUGAAAUCACUCAAUGUAAUAAGCAGACUUUAUUGAAAAUAUUUAUUGUUCAAAAGCAUGAAAACUUAUGGUAUGACUUUAUAAAAAAGGGUUAUUCUGCAAAUGGUGUAAGGAUAAAAAUAAACAUUGCCUUUGUUUUUAGCACUUCAUUUUAGUAAGGCUGCCCAUAUCCAGUGCAAAUAUAAAAAAAGAUCACAUAGGUUAGAAAACCUUACUGGAUUUACAAAGAGAAUGUACACAUUCUCCAUUUAAUUCCCAUUAGACUUCUGUGAGUCAGAUAAUCAUAUCUUGUCAAGCAGGUCUCAGUUUCUUUUCCCUUAUCUGGUUGCCUUUUUUUGACUGAGGAAUUGUCUAUUCGAGGAUGGAACUUCUGUUACUUUUGCUUGUGGGUAAAGUGGCUGAAUUCUUACCCUGGAGCCUCCUGAGAGCACAGACUCACUUAACACAAGCUUAUGAAAUUCAGUAUUAAAAGCUGCAUUUACCAUUAGCCAAAUGAGCUAGCUGGACACUGUGUUCUGUUGGCAGUUAUUUUCCUUGCUCAGUCUUAAAAUCUCUGCCCUUUUUCUGCUGCUCUUUUCAUUUUGUGUGAAGGGGAUGCAAGUGCUGAAAACUGCUGGCAGCCCCGAUGAUAUACCUCUCAGCCAGCACACAAAUCAAGCUUUUUCAGGUGUCCCAGGUGAAGUCCUUCUUUUUUUUUUUUUUUUUCCUUUUUCUUUCCCUGAUAAAGCCAGUUGUUUGCCCAAACACAUCUCAACAGUUGUAUUGUUCUGUGUACAAAUGUUCAUACCUGCUCUAGGAUUAAUUUUUUGACAUAAAAAGAUUUGUCAUGGAAUGCAGGGGUUUUGUAGGUUGCUGCUUUUGUUAACCAAAAAUGGGAGACUUUUAGACUUUUGUUCAUUCAAUAAAAUUGGUUUUCUAUCUU
Cyanistes caeruleus (blue tit) is the source of this 2564-nucleotide messenger RNA. The record is from RefSeq and is a predicted model, not a curated record. Lineage: Eukaryota; Metazoa; Chordata; Aves; Passeriformes; Paridae.